CGUAAGAAAUAAGCGGCAUUGCAUACCAGUACUACCAAAUGGUCCAACUCAAUAGUAUUGGUAGCAGCAACAACAACAAUAACUAUAUAUUUCAAGCACGCUGCAUUUGUAAGGCUUGCUUUAAACAGCGCAUAACAUGACCCACAAUAAUCAACUGGUUUACAUUUCACUGUGGCUCUUGUUAACUGUAUUUCGUCCCCUCGUCGGCGCCACCUUUGAGGAUGGCAACAACAACAAUGUCAAAAUAACCAAACAAAGUCUGGAACUCACACAGACAAUCAAUAUGCAGCGCCAGGAGUAUAUGCAGCGACAAUGUGAGCUCUUGGAAAACAACACCCAAACGCUAGACGAUCUAACUGAGCUCCAAAUGGAUCACAUGAUUGUGGAUCGGGAGCACAAGCUGCUUUAUUGCUAUGUGCCCAAGGUUGCUUGCACCAACUGGAAACGUGUGCUUAUGCUGCUCACCGGAAAAUGGCAGAAUGGCACAGAUCCCCUACAAAUUCCAGGGUCGCUGGCACAUUCGGUGGGAUUGUUUACAAAAUUGUACGAUCUGACCGAUGAGGAACGUGCUCAGGUGCUGGGUGAGGACUAUACGCGGUUCAUAUUGGUGCGACAUCCUUUCGAGCGUCUGCUCUCAGCAUAUCGGAACAAACUAGAGGGGGAUUCGCCCAGUGCGCGGUACUUUCAGUCCCGUGUGGGUCGUCAGAUAGUGCGGGAAUUGCGUCCGGGCGCAACGAACGAGUCGUUGGAGCUGGGCGAUGAUGUGCAGUUCGGGGAAUUUGUACAAUAUUUGCUUACGCCGGAACUAAGUCGCAGCAACCAGUCGGCCUAUAAUGAGCACUGGGAGGUUAUAGCCAAUCUCUGCAAUCCCUGCGUCAUGAAGUACAAUGUUGUGGGCAAAUACGAAACACUACUGGAUGAUUCUGCCUUAGCUCUAUACUUGGCAGGCGGCAAGAACCUUACAUUUCCCACGGGUCACAAACCCUCCAGCACGCGCGCCAAUUUGCGCAAAUAUUUUGAUCCAUUACCAAUCGGCGCGAUACGUCGUCUAUAUGAGAUAUACGAGGAGGACUUUCGACUGUUCGAUUACGGUCUCGAUGACGUUUUAGGCUUUGAAUUUGGUUGAAUCGAGAAGGCCAACUGUGAAUGCACUUCUAUUUCCAUGUCAUCAUUGCAAACUCUAUGAAAAUGCUUUCCACACUGGGAAACUGUGAUCUUAGUCUUAGUUUUUGUAUGCCCUAGUUUGUAUCAUUAUCUUUGAUAGUAUAAAUGGUUAUAUGUGUAAGAAACGUU
Scaptodrosophila lebanonensis is the source of this 1293-nucleotide messenger RNA. RefSeq names its product carbohydrate sulfotransferase 11. The coding region runs from base 137 to 1126 and encodes 329 amino acids. NCBI's taxonomy places the organism in Eukaryota, Metazoa, Arthropoda, Insecta, Diptera, Drosophilidae. The record is from RefSeq and is a predicted model, not a curated record. Gene Ontology annotation, molecular function: sulfotransferase activity. The transcript has 3 exons. Gene Ontology annotation, cellular component: membrane. Gene Ontology annotation, biological process: carbohydrate biosynthetic process.